This is a messenger RNA of Aspergillus glaucus CBS 516.65, 999 nucleotides long. RefSeq lists its product as uncharacterized. NCBI's taxonomy places the organism in Eukaryota, Fungi, Ascomycota, Eurotiomycetes, Eurotiales, Aspergillaceae. The transcript has a single exon. The record is from RefSeq and is a predicted model, not a curated record. Bases 490 to 888 code for a protein of 132 amino acids.
AUUCAAUUACCGGUCGGAAUUAAAUAUUAGGGACAAUGACUACGACUUACAAGGUCGUGAAGUUCAUGGUGAAGGUCAAGCUCAUGGAAAAGAGCGUAAAGAGCCAUGUUGGGAGCGUAAUAGUGCAGAAGGUGAUGAUCCAGUAAAGUAUGCUCGGGACGACCUGGAAAAAAAAGGUAAACAACCAGCCAAUCCACCCGGCCAUGGUUGAGGGUGCUGGAGGCGAUGACAGAGGUGGGGGUGGCAGAUGGGAAGCCGCAAUGCCUGUCACUCCCGAUAAACUUGCGGUUAUGGCGGGGGCUCGAGCAGCGUGUGAAAAGGCCGAGGAGAAAGUAAGCUCGUUCGGGGGUUCCUGCAGCGAGGAGGGCAGCAAUUGGGGUAGAUUAUCCAGGCCUCCGCCGUUGGCCAUAAUGGUGCCCUUGUAGUCCCUGAAUAACCGGAAAUGAAAAGCGAGAGGGUUAUUGUUUUCCCUGACAGGGUGUGGAUCGAAUGUGCGAGAACCGGGCGACGAAUGCGGGAAUGACGUUGAAUCCUGGCGGAACUUGGCACAAGUCCAAUCUCACACUCCACGGCUGUAUCGAAGCUCAAUGUCUCGCAGAAUUGACCAUGACCCUGGCUCUCAUUGCGGCCAACGUGCGCGCAGAAACAAUGUUGGCUGGUGGGUGUCUGUCAACGGCCCGCGCGGACAGCCAAGCAGCAGCCAAUCUGGACCCGCGAUCAAAGCGACGGAACGAGGGUUUAUUCGGAAGACUGUUCGGAUCGAGCGAUAGAGGAGGGUAUGGAGGGUUGGAGGGUUGGAGGGUUGGAGGGUUGGAGGGUUGGAGAGUUGGAGGGUUGGACGGAGGAGAUGGUAGGAGGACGGUCAACCGCGACGGACGGAGAGCGUGAAGGCGGACGGCAACGUGAUUCGUUUUGCCGUGGCUGCGAAGGUUCAGCUGAUCGGGUCACGAAUUGACGAGGUAGCACCAGUGGUAUUUAAUGUGUUGCAGUUGAGGGUAG